AUGGCUUCUAGCCGUGAUUCAACGGAGCUCAUGAUUCAGAAUGUCUCGAGUUGUAUCACUGAUGUGACUCCAUUGCUCGAAGAUGAUUACCUAGAUUCAGAGAGCUCCACAUACAACCCUAUCCAGACAGCUCUACGGACAUCUUUCAUCGUUCUGAACUCUCUCAUGGUCAUCAUCGGCAAUAUCUUCAGCUUGACAGUAAUGAGAUAUGUAGACUCCCCUCGAUUUCCACCAAGCUCCAAAGCCUUCCUCUGUAACGUCAUUGUCUGGGACCUGGCUCACGGUAUCUUCUCCAUUCUUUACGUCCCGCCUGCUGCUCUGAACUACUGGCCCUACGGACAGUUUCUCUGUGAAGCCAGUGGCUUUGUCUUGAUGUUCAUCAAUUUUUGUUGCGUCAAUGCUGCGAUUCUCAUCACGGUAGAUCGCCUGCUAGCUGUGCUGUACCCUCUUCGCCAUCCCAUUAUGAUCUCUACAAAACGCGCGCUAGCCAUCAUCGCGAUUGCCGUCUUAUUCGCUUUGUCUGCGAGUAUUGCAACUUUUGCCGUCAGUGCAGACGUCGCUUACAGCAACGACACCGUUACUUGUUUUGUCCAAUGGUCCCGCGUCUCCCCAGCGAACCUUUUUCGACUGAUCGUCUGCAUUGGAUGUCUACUGUUUCUACCGGCGGUUAUUUUAGUCGGCUGCUACACCAAACUUUAUCUGGUGGCUCGCAAACACGCAAAACGCCUCGCCAAGUUAAGGCGAAACGCCAGCGCCUGUGGGAGGAACCCUGGGUUAACAGUGACAAACAGUCGGGCGCUGAGAAUGUGCUUGCUCAUCACUGCCACAUUUUGUAUCGCCUGGACCCCUUACGCCAUCGUAUCCACCCUGAACUACGUCACAGGAGAGGACACUCAUCCAUUGGUCGACUUUAUCACGUGUUGGUUGUGCCUCUGCAACAGUUGGUGGGACGUCAUUAUCUAUUUUUUCAUGGCUCAGGAAUUUCGGAAAACUGCUCGAAAACUACUUUGCCGGCGACGGUUGUAA
Patiria miniata (bat star) is the source of this 1026-nucleotide messenger RNA. RefSeq names its product uracil nucleotide/cysteinyl leukotriene receptor-like. Gene Ontology annotation, cellular component: membrane. Gene Ontology annotation, molecular function: G protein-coupled receptor activity. The coding region runs from base 1 to 1026 and encodes 341 amino acids. The record is from RefSeq and is a predicted model, not a curated record. The transcript has a single exon. Lineage: Eukaryota; Metazoa; Echinodermata; Asteroidea; Valvatida; Asterinidae. Gene Ontology annotation, biological process: G protein-coupled receptor signaling pathway.